Molecule: messenger RNA, 771 nt
Organism: Fusarium coffeatum
Lineage: Eukaryota; Fungi; Ascomycota; Sordariomycetes; Hypocreales; Nectriaceae
Exons: 2
Coding region: 1-771 (256 amino acids)
Cellular component (GO): membrane
Molecular function (GO): glycosyltransferase activity
Source: RefSeq, a predicted model, not a curated record
AUGGCCAACCAGGUCCAGGGCCUUCCCAGUUGGCGCCUUUUGUCUCGCAUCUCGGUCAUACUCUUCACAUUUUAUGUUGUCAUAUCGCUUAUCACUGUCAGUAUUCGUGGUACGGAAGUUGGAGAGAACUUAUUACCUACCAAGCCUUCACUUCAAGCAGCUCAUUUUGCGGGGUCGAAAGAAAUAGAUCAACAGGAUCUGUGGAAUGAGGCUAAAGUCAAGUAUAGCCAUCUAGCUGAUGACAAAUUUACCAUCGCUAUGUUGACGUAUCGACGCCCGAAAGAGUUGAAUCAUACUCUAGCAGUCCUACUCGAAGAAAAGAUCCCGUCUCUUCACGAAAUCGUCAUAAUAUGGGGCGAUAUUCAAGCGGACAUGCCCAAGAGCUUCAAAUCGAAGCACAACGUCCCGGUACGGUUUAGAAUGGCAUUCAAGGACAGUCUUAAUGAAAAACUCCGUCCAGAUCCACAAAUCGAGACGCAGGCAGUUCUCCUGACCGAUGAUGACGUAUAUUAUCGCCCUAAAGACCUUGAGUUUGUCUUUCAGUCGUGGCGCAAGUUUGGGAGGUAUCGCCUUACCGGCGCUCUCGCUCGAUGCGCAGAUGUUGAUGCGAAAGGAACUUACAACUAUAACUUCUGCUCAGGAAAGCAACGUGAUAGUUACUCCAUGAUCCUUACCAAUCUAUGUUUCUCGCACAUGUCCUUCCUGGACUAUUACUGGUCUAACGACAGAACUAUGGUCAAAGGCUCCUUACAGGACAAGGGCCCCUGCUAG